AUGAGAUCGAAGAUAGAUGGGACGACGAUAGGUUUCGUAAAACUCUCGGACAUCGAUUGAAGCUGAAUCGUCUUUCUCUCUACCUCUGUCUCUAUAAUUUCUUCCAAUUUCUCAAAUCUAUAGACUACCUAAUCCGUUUCAUCAGAUAAUCCUUCAUGGGAGGCGAAGCAGCAGCGGCAGCACUUGCUCCAGGUUUCCGAUUUCACCCAACCGACGAAGAACUCGUUAGUUACUACCUUAAGCGUAAGGUAUGCGGGAAACCCUUUCGUUUCGAUGCAAUCUCGGAAAUCGAUCUUUACAAAUCUGAGCCAUGGGAUCUUCCAGGUCUGUCGAGGCUGAAGAGCAGAGACCUGGAGUGGUAUUUCUUUGGUGCACUUGAUAAAAAGUACGGGAAGAGUUCGAGGACGAAUCGCGCUACAGAGCAGGGCUACUGGAAGACGACGGGGAAGGACCGGCAGGUCCGACGGAACAAUCGGAUGGUUGGGAUGAAGAAGACUCUCGUCUUCCACAUUGGACGUGCGCCGCAUGGCGAGCGGACCAAUUGGGUCAUGCAUGAAUACAGGCUUGUCGACGAAGAGAUAGUUAAAAUGGGUGUUGCACAGGAUGCCUUUGUGCUGUGUAGAAUUUUCCAGAAAAGUGGUGCGGGACCUAAAAACGGAGAGAAUUAUGGAGCUCCACUUAUUGAGGAUGAAUGGGAUGAGAAUGAUUUGGAUGAGAACUUGUUGUUUCCAAAGGGUGAGACCGGUGAUGAUGCCUUGUGUGAUGCUGGGGGUGAAGGAUAUCUUCAGCCUGAUGACCUUGAGCAGAAUAUUGACAUGGUUGCGCCAUCUGAAAACAUUCCUCUCCCGCUGAACUUUUAUUAUGGAGAUAGUUGCAACAACUUAGAGCAGGCUGAAGGCUUCCCUGUGGAUGAUCAGAAGGUCUUUAUUGGCAGGGCUGGACAAGAUGACUUGCCGGAGCCGCCCGAGGACCAAAAGUUCUUGGACUUACCAGAACAAUAUCAGAUGGACCUCCCACCUCUCGAAGAUGAAUAUUGUGUUGAAUUGAAUGACUUUUUGAAUCCUGUGGAUGGUGAUUAUAUUACUGAUAACCCAGUUAAUGAUGAAAUGAAAAGCUCCAAUGCUUCUGAUAAUUGCCCUGUUGACGAUGGUUCUUUCCUAGAAAUCAAGGACCUUCAAAACCCUGCUGAGGCAGUUCCUUCAGGGUUGGAAAUGCUCGAUGAGUACCUGACAUACUUUGAUGCUAUCGACAAUGACUUGGUGUCUGGGCCACUAGAUUCUUCUAAGAUCUUAGAUAGUAAAUAUCCCAUCUUGGACCAUUCAGCUUUCAACCAUGCGGUGAAUAGUGGAACUGGAGAACCACUGCCUAUGCCACAGCCCUCAAAUUCACUGGGUAGUGAAGGUGCAUCUUCUUCAAAGCAAAAGUCAGAUGAUAUAAAGCUUGAACCAGAUGCUCAAUAUGAGGGUUGGGACAAUACCCUUGUCAAAGGGGUCAGUCGUAUGUUGGGUUCUAUCCCCGCUCCUCCAGCAUUUGCUGAAGAAUUCUGUAAAAAAGAGGUAGCUUUGGGACAGAACUCGUCGACGCAGUCUCCCAGAUCAAUCCAUGUUACUGCCGGGGUGAUACGUAUUAGUGACAUGACAUUCAGAGGCACUGGACAGGACUGGUCAUUGUGCAAGGGUGAAGAUUUGGGUCUCCUCAUUUCCUAUGGCAUGACAAGGGGUGAUGUAAUGGCUACUGAACAGCUGAUAAACCUUUCCGUUGGUUUUGAACCUCUGGCUAAUCUACUCUCAGGUAAGGCGGGAUCUCUGAUGGUGCGAAGCUGGUUCUACCUAAUCUUCUUCUGGGUUCUGAUUCUUUCAAUGAGCUACAAAAUUGGAUGCUGCAUCUAUACAAAGUAAUACAGGUUGGACUAUUUAUUUAACCACACACGAAUUAUUCAAAAGGGGAAAAAAAAACCCUUAAUUGGACCAUUUAACUACAGUAUUAUUUUAUUAUUUGUUGUUGGACAAAGAAUAGUGUCGUAGGUUGAAGGUUAAGACUUAUGACAGGAUGUGCUCAUUAUAGGUAAUAUGCUUGAUUUGUUACCUGA
Molecule: messenger RNA, 2089 nt
Organism: Telopea speciosissima
Lineage: Eukaryota; Viridiplantae; Streptophyta; Magnoliopsida; Proteales; Proteaceae
Product: NAC domain-containing protein 53-like
Exons: 6
Coding region: 156-1898 (580 amino acids)
Biological process (GO): regulation of DNA-templated transcription
Molecular function (GO): DNA binding
Source: RefSeq, a predicted model, not a curated record